CUUUAAAAGAAACUUCUGCGAAGAGCUUAGAACAAUUUUUUUCCCCCUCGAGUGCCAUUUUCCAAAGGUACUCACCGACAAAUAAGGUGUGACUGUAAUGGCUGCACUAAGUUGUCUAUUGGACAGUGUAAGAAGGGAUAUAAGGAAGGUGGACAGAGAACUAAGGCAAUUGAAAUGCCUCGACGAAUGCACACGUUGCCUCUGCGACUUAUAUGUGCAUCCUUAUUGCUGUUGUGACUUACAUCCAUACCCUUAUUGCCAGUGCUAUACCAAGUGCUCACGCGUUUGUGGGCUAUGUGAUCUAUAUCCAUAUUGCCUGUGUGAUAUCAAGCUAUUCUGUCUUCGACCAUCAAUCAGAAGUUUGGAGAGGAAAGCCAUUAAAGCCAUUCUGGAUGAAAAGAAAGAACUGACCAAACUAAGAAGAACAACAAACAAGAUUCUGGCAGCAUCCUGUUGCAGUAGUAACUUACUAGGGUCAGUGAAUGUAUGCGGCUUUGAGCCUGAUCAAGUCAAAGUCAAAGUGAAAGAUGGAAAGGUGUUUGUGUCAGCGGAACGCGAGAAUAGAUACGAUUGCCUAGGAUCGAAAAAAUACAGCUACAUGAACAUCUGCAAAGAGUUUACCUUGCCCCCUUGUGUGGAUGAGAAAGACGUGAUUUAUUCUUAUGGACUUGGCAGUUGUGUGAACAUUGAAGCCCCUUGUGCCCCAUGCCUUCCAUGCGGUCCAUGUGACCCAUGCGUUCCAUGCAAUCCAUGUGGCCCUUGCAACCCAUGUGUUCCAUGCAAUCCAUGUGGCCCUUGCAACCCAUGCGUUCCAUGCAACCCAUGUGUUCCGUGCAACCCAUGCAAUCCGUGCAACCCAUGCAACCCAUGCAACCCAUGCAACCCAUGCAACCCAUGCAAUCCAUGCAGUCCCUGCAGUCCCUGCGACCCAUGCAGUCCCUGCGAUCCGUGCAGUCCCUGCGAUCCGUGCAAUCCCUGUGAUCCGUGUGACCCGUGUGAUCCGUGCGACCCAUGCGACCCAUGCAGUCCAUGCGAUCCUUGUGAUCCUUGCGAUCCGUGCGAUCCAUGCUAUCCAUGUGGAAGCCGAAUUUCCUACCGGAAGAUCAUAACAUAGAGGGGUAUAGUCAAUAGGCUGGUUAGGAGUUAGUUAGUUUUAACAUGAGGCAGCUCUUUCAGUGUUUCUCUUUCCCUGCUUUCUGAAAUUCAUAGGCGCCAUAAUACAUAACUGCAAAUA
Messenger RNA from Antechinus flavipes (yellow-footed antechinus), 1234 nucleotides. It is a transcript of the gene ODF1, whose product is annotated as outer dense fiber of sperm tails 1. The coding region runs from base 98 to 1114 and encodes 338 amino acids. NCBI's taxonomy places the organism in Eukaryota, Metazoa, Chordata, Mammalia, Dasyuromorphia, Dasyuridae. The transcript has 2 exons. The record is from RefSeq and is a predicted model, not a curated record. Gene Ontology annotation, cellular component: outer dense fiber.